AUGGCUGCCGUGAACACUCCACCGCCCGUUGGGGCCCCCUCUUACCGCAUCGCUGGGUUUUAUGUAACAAGCUCAGCAGGGAUUAUUGUCCAUCGAGUGAGUUACAACUUACAACGAGUCUUGUCACCUACUGAACUCAAAACCCUAUCACUCAUCUAUCUCAAAGAACAGCACGUUACAAGAUCCAUCACCAUGCGUGCCUCCGUCUAUUACUUCGCCCUAGCUGGCCUCACAACCCUCUCCCAAGCCAGCCCGAUAGCCAACCCUGAUCCCCCGACAGACCCCCGAGGUCUCAUCACCAGAAGCCUCCCAAACCUGUUAACCCCCGGCUCUGAGACCCUCCCGACAAAGAGACAGUCAAUACCGUCUGCUCAGCAGGCAGCCGCCGCCGCCGCCGGUCAGAUCAAUAACGCCACCCGCAACGUGACACUCGUCGUGGAAAAGGGAGACACCCUAGGCCAGAUCGCAAAGCUCCUGAACUCGGGCAUUUGCGAUAUCGCCAAACAGAACAAGAUCGCGGACCCCAACUUCAUUCUCCCCGGCCAGAAGCUGGACGUCACCAUCAACCUCGCGAACCCGGACAACAACUCCUGCCUCAACCUCGCCGGCGCUAUUCCGCCUGCCAACAACUCCACCGGGUCCGGUGGGGACAAGAAGGACGGCAAGAAGAACAAGAAUUAGCAACGGAGCGCGAGCCUCUUCUUGGGGCAUGAGAACCAGACAGCCUGGAUAAAAAUACGUCAUUGACAAGGCGAUUUGGACGGCAAAAAUACAAGUACUCAGCGACUUUUACAGAAUCCGAGAUUUGCAUCACAUCGUGGCUGGACAUCACGAGAUUCGGCAGCGGGCAUUUGGGAUUGGCACACUGGAACUUGAUGUGGAAGGCGUUUGUUGUACUAUCAUCAUUAUUAUACCUGGCUGGAUCAGUCU
Molecule: messenger RNA, 930 nt
Organism: Colletotrichum navitas
Lineage: Eukaryota; Fungi; Ascomycota; Sordariomycetes; Glomerellales; Glomerellaceae
Exons: 2
Coding region: 1-681 (226 amino acids)
Source: RefSeq, a predicted model, not a curated record